Messenger RNA from Pipistrellus nathusii (Nathusius's pipistrelle), 315 nucleotides. NCBI's taxonomy places the organism in Eukaryota, Metazoa, Chordata, Mammalia, Chiroptera, Vespertilionidae. The record is from the annotation of a GenBank genome assembly.
AUGAAAAUGAUCAACCUGUACAACCAAGAAUACAACCUAGGGAGACAGAGCUUCACAUUGGCAAUGAAUGCUUUUGGUGACAUGGCCAAUGAAGAGUUCAUACAGGUGAUGAAUGGCCACCAGAACCAGAAGCCCAAGAGGAGAGUGUUCCAGGAACCUUACGCUGCUGAAAUCCCCCCAGCCGUGGAUUGGAGGGAAGAAGGCUAUGUAGCCCCCGUGAAGAACCAGGGUCAUUGUGGUUCUUGUUGGGCAUUUAGUGCAACUGGUGCCCUUGAAGGACAGCUGUUCGGAAAACUGGCAAACUUAUCUCAUUGA